Molecule: messenger RNA, 573 nt
Organism: Paramecium sonneborni
Lineage: Eukaryota; Ciliophora; Oligohymenophorea; Peniculida; Parameciidae
Source: the annotation of a GenBank genome assembly
AUGAAUAAUAUAAUCAACAGUUUCUCCCCUAUUGCAAAAAGAAACCCUAAAAUUAGAACUGAAAAUAUUGAUUUCAAGAUGAAACUAUUUCAAUUUGAACCACUUAAUAUAAAUACGCAACCUAUUAAAUAAAUAAGAAUUAAAAUAGAAAGAAAACUAUCUCCUAUAUUUGAUUAGAAUUACAAUGCACUUUUCUUAAAUAAAAUUAAAGUACAAAAAAUGGCAUUGAAAAAAGCUAAACUCUCUUAAAGUAUAGAUUGUAGAGCAUUGCCAGAAUUAGAUUUAUAAGCUUAGUUAUAAAUUAUAUAACCAACAACUCUCGUAUUACCAUCUACUUAAAGAAAUACUAAUACUUCUACUUAAAAAAGUACUUAUACUUAAAUAACUUAAUCAAAGAAAUUCAAAUUUAAAGAUAACUCUAACUCAUAAUUUGAAUCUGAAAGAAAAGGACAAUAAAAAGUUGGCUUUAGAUUACCAAAAAUUGAUAAGACUGUAGAUCUAAAUGAAUCUAUAAGCUCUCUUAAUUGUUGGACCAUGAAUAGCUCUUCUGGUCUUCUAUAACCUUAUAAAUGA